Messenger RNA from Symsagittifera roscoffensis, 1950 nucleotides. RefSeq lists its product as uncharacterized. Lineage: Eukaryota; Metazoa; Xenacoelomorpha; Acoela; Convolutidae. Bases 320 to 1798 code for a protein of 492 amino acids. The record is from RefSeq and is a predicted model, not a curated record. The transcript is spliced from 5 exons.
UAACUUAGUUCAACUCUUCGUAAACUUUAAUCAAGCGAGCUGUUUUGCUCAUCAAAAGAUCAGUUGAACCUCGCAUAUUUAAAACACCAAGUACUAUCAAAAAAAUUCUCAACAUGCUUCAGUAAUCAGCAUUACGCACUUCGCUUUUGAAUAAAAAUAUCUUGAUACAGUAAUUAAUUUUCAAAAGUAAAUCGAUAUUUUGUCGGUCGGUUUUUUUGUCUUUGUUUGAUUGUUUUCAAUUAAAUUUACAAGAUAUUUUGGCAAGUUUGGAACUUCGUACCAUCUUUAUACGUGCUUUACAAAAUUUUUUGUGAACAAGAUGUCAACUUGGUUGGACCAGUCAAACAUUCUUGGCGUUUCGGUCAACUUUUUAAAAGAGUUCAAACAGCACCAUCUGACAACAUCUGGUAACGAGCUCUGCUGGACAAAGUCCGAAUGCCUGGAAAAAGCGAUAAUUCCACGAGCCAGCGAAGGCAAAUGCAGUUUGGCGAAGUUGGAGGAGAGAAACAUGGACUCGAAGGGCAACAUUCACUCAGGGAUAGCGAAAGUGCUGUGGAUGUACCCCCAUGACACAAGUAUGGUCAGACUAAUUGAAGAAGCUGCAAACUACGAAGCAAAAAUUUCAAAGCAGUCUUCGCUAUUUCACUACAUUGAUGUUUUCUGCGACAACCAAUUUAUAGCGGAAAAUGAGCGUCAAAAGAUAUACAGCGACGUCAUCAGCCGAGUCGACGCUCUGGUCGUGAUGCUAGAUGACCCCGUGAACCCAUUCUUUGUUGAGACCCUCUUCAACACCUGGAUACUAUAUCAAGCACUCAAGACAUCGACCAAAGUCACGUUCAUCACUCCCAAAGCCAAUCUCAAAAUACUAAUAGACCAUUUGGCCGAGAAACCAGAAAGGAUAUUCGAAGUACUUCGCAAAAUUGUGGUUCCGAGGAGGUUUUUUCGAAAGUACUCGAGCGAGGAGUUCUGCUUCUCGCAGAUGAAGGGAGCUGCAAUGAGCAAAGCAGAAAUUCUGAUGAACAAUUUCUAUGAGAAGUGGAUCGUCAAAAACUGCAAAACCACCAUAAAGUCGUACAAGGAGAAAAACGAAAUCGGAUCCAAGCUCCUUCUGAUGUCCUUAAACGUGGGCAUCUACCUCUUGACCUCCAAAAACAUCCAAGAUGCAGAAUUCUUCCUAUGUUUCUGUCUUCAAAACUACUCUGAAAACGAGCAUUUUGCGAAAAAGCAUGGGAAAAAUGCGCGAGUUAAACACGCGCAGUUGCUACUAGCACAGAAUGAGCCGGAAAAGGUUCUUGAAGUCGCAAACAGGGAACUUGAAAUCAUCUUAGGAAAUGACUCACACCAAGACGAGGGCCUGCUCACAGUCCUAACAGUAUGUAACGUCCAUGUUCAAGACUUCCUGCAAGCCGCUCAUUGGGCGAAAAAACUGACCAAUCACAAACAGAAUGAGUUAAUAUCACUGAAGGAAAACACAGAUAUCUUUGGAACAAUGUCUGGAAUUGGAGCGCAAAAGACGGCAAAAAGACCGGAAGAUUUCACGACGUUGCAGCGUGAAUACAAGAUGACCUUGAACGAAAGUGACAGAUACCAUUUGUGUCGUAUUGAGGUGGCGGAAGUGAUGGCUCUUCAAGGUCAGCUGCAAAUGAGGGCGGAAUUAUUUGAGGAGGCCGUCGAAUCAUUUAACAUGGCAACAAUUUUCUAUGCUGACAUCUUCGGAAAAAUUGACCCUCUGGUUGCGAAAUCGAGAUUAAAUUUGGAUGAAGCUAGAUCGAAAGUGAAAGAAAAUGCUCCACCCUAAUUCCAAUUAGUCUCCCAGAGACCCUAAAUAUAUAAAUUUGAGGAAUUUGAUAAUAGAACAUAAUUUAGUGCGAAAAACGCAUCUUUUUUUUUUUCAGUAAACAGAACGAUAUGUAUUGAAAAAAAUGGAGCAGUUCUAAUUAUUUAAUAAAA